This is a messenger RNA of Nerophis lumbriciformis (worm pipefish), 1700 nucleotides long. NCBI's taxonomy places the organism in Eukaryota, Metazoa, Chordata, Actinopteri, Syngnathiformes, Syngnathidae. The record is from RefSeq and is a predicted model, not a curated record.
GUAAGCUUUGCUGAGCUUUGAAAUUAUGUGUCCGCUCCGUAUUUUACCCCUGCGACUGAGGAAUACAAUACUGAAUGAGUGAUCGCAGCUGCUUUACCUUGAUAAGGUUAAAAAUGCCUCUGCGUGGAAGCUCAAUUUUCCUCCUAUUAUGCAUUGCUCUGUUGUCAUCAUGGAGAGCUUGCGAUGGUGGCAAGAUUUUGGUAGUCCCUUUUGAGGGCAGCCACUGGGUCAAUAUGGACAUCAUGAUCAGAGCUCUCCAUGCUCAAGGACACUCUGUUGAUGUGAUUCGCACCGACACGAGCUGGUAUAUCAAGGAGAACUUACUGCACUACAACUCCAUCACCGUAUCGGGCAGCAAAGGACUUGACAGUGACUUUGUCAACCCAAUCAUAGAGAACAUUUUAGCUAUCGAGAGGGGACAGAGCUCUGUUAUGAUGUUUGCUAGUCUGACGGUUGUGUCGUUCCAGGUGGGUUUUAGCUUUGCUGCUCUCAUGAGCGACAUGGCGAGGAAUUUACUAAAAGAUGAAGAUUUAAUGGCUCGUCUGAAAGAGCAUCAGUAUGACCUGGUCCUUACUGACCCAGCAGGGGGUGCAGGCACCAUUUUGGCUCACGCGCUAAAGCUACCUUUAGUCUACAAUGUGCGCUGGGUGAACCCCGUAGAGGGGCAUCUGUUCAUUGCACCGUCUCCUUUGUCUUACAUUCCCAUGACCGGCUCUGGGUUGUCUGAUAAAAUGACUUUCUUUGAGAGGGUAAAGAAUCUUGUCUACUUUAGCCUUUGGAAGGCUCAGUUUGCAUUUUUUAUCGAACCGCAUUAUCAAGCAGUUUGCACUGAAUUCUUUGACUCAAAAGUUCAAUACAAUGACUUAGUACAAGCAGCAGACCUUUGGCUCAUGAGAGUGGACUAUGUGUUCGAGUUUCCUCGCCCCACCAUGCCCAAAGUCAUCUAUAUUGGAGGAUUCCAGUGUCAACCUGCCAAGCCUCUACCGGAACACCUGGAGGAGUUCAUGCAAAGUUCUGGAGAACAUGGAGUCAUCCUCAUGUCUCUUGGGACUUUUGUGAGUGAACUACCUGCCGACGUAGCCGAUAAGAUAGCGGCGGCUUUUGCCAAGCUGCCUCAGAAGGUCAUCUGGAGGUAUAAAGGUGCCAAACCUUCAACUCUUGGCAACAACACUCUCCUGGUGGACUGGGUGCCACAGAACGACCUCCUUGGACAUCCCAAGAUUAAACUUUUUGUGGCUCACGGCGGGACGAACGGUGUCCAGGAAGCUAUGUAUCACGGCGUGCCCGUUGUGGGAAUACCUUUGUUUUUCGACCAGUAUGACAAUUUGAGGCGUCUCACGGACAGAGGGGCAGCAGUGUUGGUCACAUUAGCCUCAGUGGACAAAGACAACAAAUUCCUAAAGGCCCUGCAGGAAGUUCUUACAAAUUCAUCCUACAGGACAAACAUGCAGAGACUCUCCAGGCUGCACAGAGAUCAGCCAAUCACAUCGCUCGACAACGCCAUCUUCUGGAUCGAGUUUGUCAUGAGACACAAAGGUGCAGCCCACCUGAGGACCAAAUCCUACAAGCUGCCCUGGUACGCCUACUACUCUGUGGACGUGUUCUUUACUUUAUUUUCAACUGUAGCAGUGAUGAUUCUUCUCCCACUUGUGUUUUUGAGGAAAUAUGUAUCAAACCAACGGAAAAUAAACCUAAAAUGA